Molecule: messenger RNA, 1530 nt
Organism: Pyricularia pennisetigena
Lineage: Eukaryota; Fungi; Ascomycota; Sordariomycetes; Magnaporthales; Pyriculariaceae
Exons: 3
Coding region: 1-1530 (509 amino acids)
Source: RefSeq, a predicted model, not a curated record
AUGUCGAGAAUCACUCAACAGUCCAUCACGGCAGACCUCAAAAGCCCAUUUAUCCUACGCAAAAGAGAUAUACAAGACGGACAAGCCGCCCGCCGCCAGCAGGCGCACCCAGCUGGCACCGUCGGUCAUCCUACCCGCCGCGUUCUUCUUGUCGGCGCUCUGCACGCCGUCGCCGCUCGAUGCGACGGUGCACUUGCCUUUGGCGUCGGACGGGACCGCGUUGGAGCCUUGGCCGAUGGCGACGAUGUCGCCGUCGCCGCAGUUGGCGGCCUGCGCGAGGUGGAGGUUCCUGUUUUCCUGGUCGUAGACGACGUAGGCGGCACGCAGGAAGCUCGCCCCGAGAAUCGGCUCGCCGCGCUGGCUGGCCAGGGCCCUGACGCCGAGGACGCACACGUUGCGGGAGGGCCGCCAGAUGAAGUCGGCGUAGCCCACGCGGAUGACCUUGUCGCCAAAGCCAAAGUCGAUGGUGCCGUUGGCCGACGUGGCCUUGUCGCAGUCGACCUGGUAGAAGCCCGAGCGCGAGUCGAGGGUGGCGCCGGGGAAGGCGUCGCCGAUGCCCUUGAACAGCGCCUGCGGCAGCUGGCAGACGGUGCCGCCGCUGUCGAGGAACACGGCCACGCCCUUGGUCAGGCCCUUGUCGAAGACCUUGCGCGACUCGCCGCCCGACGACGACAACGAGAUGGAUGUCAUGUAGACGUAGUACCUAUCUGCGCCCUGCGGGGUCUCCUGCGGCGACAGCAUGGGCGUCUUGGACAGGUCGCCGAUGAACUUGGUCGUGUCGAUCCCGCCAAAGAUGACGGCGCCCGUGCGGCUGUUGACGCUGCGGAGGUCCAGGCUGAAGGCCCGGCUUCGGAUGUGCCUCUGCUCGACCAGGCUCUCCAGCAGCAGGGAGUAGUUGCUCUCCCGGGGGCGGCCGAGGCGGGGGCCAAGGCCCAUGAUGCCCAUAAAGAUAUCGGUCGACUGGGUUGCCACGCCAAAAGUCUGGUUCUUGAUUUCGGUGUUGCCUGGGGAGAGGAUAACCGUGUCCGCCACAUAGCUGAACUUGACAUCCCCAGACCCGUACGUGAUGGUUCCGUUCCUACGCAAGUUGACCGCAGUCUCGCUUUUGCGGGGCUCGUAGUGCACCACGGCCUUGCACAUCGACGUGCUCAACCGGUUCUCGAUGUUGUUGCAGUCGGGAUUGACCCAAAGCUCGGACGAACCAGUGUCGAUGACGACUUCAAUCUGCUGCUUCGGUGUGCCGAUUCCAAUCUCCACCGAGUAGAUCAACCCGUCCUCGAUGUUGGUGACACCCGACUCUACCGACUGGCGCGCCUCGAGCUUGGCCAGCGACACGAUGGCCCUAUCGAUCGCCGCGUCGCCCAGCGCCCGGCGCCGCUCCGAGGUGUGCAGCGGGUAGCGGACGUAUCCAUCGCCAAACUCGGCCGCGCCGCCGUCGUCAACCUGGCGGUGGGCGAGGAGCGGCGGUUGCGGCGACGAAGGCUGGUCUCUGGCGACGACGGCCGCGGUGGCGGUGGAUACUGCAAAUAG